AUGAAAAAUGUGAUUAAAAUAAUUUUGUUUCUAUAUUUAUCGCAGUAUUACUCAUAUUCUACUCUUAUUUAUCGCAAAAUUGAAGGGAGAGGUGCCAGCGCAUAUCUUCAUCCAUCCUCAUCUUCGCUCUUUGCAGGUAGAAAAAAGCCAGGAAUUUGGAAGGAAAAGACACUUGAAAGGUCUAUAAUAUACAAACGCUACGAAAAUGAUACUUCUUUAAAGGGUUUAAACCCCAAAAAUGUUGAGUUACACCCAAAGGUUUUAGGUAAUGUGGAAAAAAAGAUAACACCUGAGCAAGAAGAAAACCUUGUAAAUAAAGGGUUUAUAGAUGGUGACAGAAAUACAUGGAGAAAUUGGCAUGUUAUGACCCAGGGUCAAUGGGAAGAUAUCGGAUCACCAGUUCUACCACAAAGUGACUCUAAUAUAAGCAUAACGGAGCCAUAUGCCUUAAGGAAACCACUAAAAUACUGGGGAUUUAUGAGAGGAGUGGAUUCCAACAUCAAAUCAUAUCCACGUUACUGGGAAUAUUACAAUGAAAUUUAUGGAAAAAUAGAUGUUGGAAAAUAUGGUGGUAAUCAUCCACUAUUUACACAUACUUUGUUUCAACCUAGAUGGACUAUAGAAAGAGAUAAGGGAGGUUUGGGAUAUGAUGAUGUUAGAUCUUUCGAGGGAUGGAUAGGAAUGUCCCCAGAAACCGCUACCAGGGUUAAGACUGCCAGCGAUAUCAUUAAAAUCCCAGACACUGGAAGAUUAUAUCAAAAGUUUUACCUAGGACCAUAUCCAGUAACUAUGGGCUGGACUAUAGGAUCCCUUUUAAAAGUAAUAACACAAUCUAGAUGUCCUGGACAUUCAAUAGUAGCUAUUAAAAUACAUAACAUGAAUGAAGAUACCACAGUUCCUGGAGUAGCUGAUGACCUUCUAAACAUAGCUCUGAAUUUAAAAGGGGUAGCAUUAGAAACCAUUGAACCUGGAAAAGAAGCCAGAAUUCGCACCAAAGUUAAAGGACCAUCACUUCUUUGUGCAGGUGGCUUACAGUGGCCUUCCUUUGUAAGGUUGGCAUCUCCAGAAACAUAUAUUACUAAAAUUGAAGAAGGUGCAGAAUUAGACAUUGAGCUAAAAAUAGAAUGGGGAAGGGGGCUUUGGAUGGCAGAUAAUAAAGGCUUACUUAAACAUGAAGAAGGAUCCGAUUCAUUAUGCCUUAAAAGGAGGAAUAUAAAGGAGGUAGAUGAAGAAGGAUUCUAUCCAAAUAGCGCGGUUUUUGGAGGUUGUAGAAUGAUUAGACUGGCUGUUCAUAAGUUAAUGGGUAAACGAUGGUGCUUGAAAACCCACACUUGUCCAGACCCUAUGGAUCAACUGGUCGUAGAAAUUUGGACGGAUGUCUCUACUACCCCAAAGGCCGUCUUAGAAUUUGGCUUGAUGGAAACUAUUGCAUGGCUUGUAGAAAUGAAGAGACAAAUUUCGCAAGACACCAAUUUUGACCGCGAAGAUGAAGAGCUAAAGGAUAUAUGGGAAAAAAUUGACAAAUAUGAUUCUAUAAAGUACAGACAAAAAUUGAUGGGAGGUCCUCCAGUCGUUUCAUUACAUGAAGCUAACAUCAUACCAGGACUAAAGGAAAGUGAUUGUGACUAUUUAGAGGAUCAAGAACCUCAUAAACCGCCGCAUGCACCGUUUGCAUUGCCAAAGAUCCCCCCCCAGCCACCAGACCAAGACACACUAGAAUGGCUGGCAAGAGAAUUACAAGAUGAAGAAUACACUGAUCCAACGCAAAUAAACGCAAAAAAUUUUGAAAAAUUUAUAUCUGAAUACGGCGACACGUUCGAGAACAAAGAUAUUAAUGUUAUACCCGUUGAUAAAGAGGUUAUAGAAUCCCUUAGGAUGUGCGGUCUGAACAGAGUAGGAGAAAUAAUGAACUUGACAUAUCAUGAACUCUCUAACUUUCCUGGUUUAAAUAUGGAUAUAGCGAAACAAAUAAAGGAGUACUUGGACAAAAAUAAAUAA
This is a messenger RNA of Theileria equi strain WA, 1998 nucleotides long. RefSeq names its product DNA-directed RNA polymerase, subunit alpha, putative. The transcript is spliced from 10 exons. The coding region runs from base 1 to 1998 and encodes 665 amino acids. Gene Ontology annotation, molecular function: DNA-directed RNA polymerase activity; protein dimerization activity. NCBI's taxonomy places the organism in Eukaryota, Apicomplexa, Aconoidasida, Piroplasmida, Theileriidae. Gene Ontology annotation, biological process: DNA-templated transcription. The record is from RefSeq and is a predicted model, not a curated record.